Molecule: messenger RNA, 1685 nt
Organism: Microdochium trichocladiopsis
Lineage: Eukaryota; Fungi; Ascomycota; Sordariomycetes; Xylariales; Microdochiaceae
Product: cytochrome P450 monooxygenase
Exons: 5
Molecular function (GO): iron ion binding; oxidoreductase activity, acting on paired donors, with incorporation or reduction of molecular oxygen; monooxygenase activity
Source: RefSeq, a predicted model, not a curated record
CGAUGGAAUUUGCCUCAAUCAUAAAACCAGCACUCAGUGGAGCAAUCCUUGUCUGUGGACUUGGACUCUGCUACAUAUCAUGGUCCGCCCUAUACAAUGUGUUUUUUCACCCGCUCCGACGAUUUCCUGGACCCAGGCUGUCAGCCAUCUCACGUAUUCCCUACACCCGGCGAUAUCUUUCUGGUGACGUGACGCGCCGCAUUCGCGAGCUACACAAGACCUACGGCCCUAUUGUGCGCGUGGCUCCCGAGAUUCUCUCGAUAUGCCAUCCUGAUGCUAUGAAGGAGCUCCGGGGCCAUAGAAAGAAUGGCAUGGGCGAGCAUGAAAAGGACCCGAUACAGUUCGGCUUCAACACGAAGAACAUAAUGGGCUCGAACAGGGAGGAUCAUGCUCGCUACCGCCGGACUAUGGCCCACGCAUUUUCCGCUCAAGCUAUGCUCGAUCAACAGCCAAUCAUCAAAACCUAUGUGGAUCAGCUGAUCAGGCAGCUUCAAACUAAUUGCGAGAACGGCAAACGAUCAAUAGAGAUGGUUACCUGGUACAACUAUACCACCUUUGACAUUAUUGGCGACCUGGCGUUUGGGGAGUCCUUCGGCUGCCUCAAGAAUGGGGCUUACCAUCCUUGGAUAUCUCUGCUCGUCUCCAGUCUCAAGAAUAUGGCCUUCAUGGUAAGCGUAAAGCGCUACUCCUCGAUCGCCCCUCUACUGAAGUAUCUGGUCCCGAACGCGGUCGCAAAGCAAUGGUUGCAACACACCCAACUUUCCAAGGAACUGGUAAGCAAGCGACUGGCACUAGGCCCUGUCCGACCAGACUUCAUAGAAAAGAUGCAGCGUGGUUCCAAAGGCAUAGAAAUGUCGGUAGAGGAAAUCGCCUCCAACUCUUCCAUACUCAUUGUUGGCGGCUCCGAGACGACUGCCACCUUGCUUUCUGCCGCCACUUAUUUCCUUGGGACGAAUCAGCCAGCGCUCUCCCGGCUGACAGAAGAGGUUCGCUCUUCGUUUGCAGCCGAGGAUGAGAUCGAUCUCGUUAGCGUCCAAAAGCUGCCCUACAUGCUCGCCGUACUCGAUGAGGCCCUCCGGAUGUACCCACCAGCACCAAAUGGGCAUCCGCGGAAGAUUGGUCAAGAUGGAGGCACUAUCAUUGGUACUUACCUGCCAGAGGAUACACUUGUUGAGAUUUGGCAGUGGGCCUUGUACAACGAUCCAAAGUAUUUCACGCAGCCCGACGAGUUCAUCCCCGAACGAUGGCUUGGGGAUGAGAGAUUUUCCAACGAUCGACUUGACUGCGUCCAACCGUUUUCGCUCGGGCCGCGAAAUUGUAUCGGUAGAAAUUUGGCAUAUGCCGAGAUGCGUCUCAUCAUGGCCCGUAUACUCUGGAAUUUCGACAUGAAGCUAUGCCCGAGCGCCAAGGGCUGGUCCGAGAGGAGUAAAGUGUAUAUCUUAUGGGAAAAGCCAGCUUUGAACGUCUACUUGACUCCAAGGGUUUAGCUUAAUUCUCAGACUGGAAAUUGGGUAUCUAUGGUGGGCACUCUUACGUCUUAGUCGUUGUGGUAGACAGUUGACCCAUUCCGCUCUGGGAGUAUGAUGUCCUUUCCAUUCACGUGGCUGAUCCAUCUUCUGGGUACCCCUAUCACAUUGUCAUUGUUCGCAGACCGGUCUCCUUGGAAGCAAACGCCCUGUUCAUCG